GAAACAGCAAGCCCCCUUCACAAGCCCAGUCCGAUUACCGACCACCGCCGACGACUCACUCACCGCCGCCAUGUCCUCACGCCAUCGAGGAGGUUAUGACGAUGAUGACGACGACGACAUGCUCAUGAAGGCACUGCUGAUGAGUGAGCCUUGUGGGAACUGCGGAAAACCCGGCGCACAAAUCCCGUGCAUGAGCGGUUGCGACCAAGUGUUUUACUGCUCGCGGGAAUGCAACAUGCUCCACGCCUCAUCGCAUCGGUUGCAAUGUCGCAACCUUCGGUGCUCCAAGUUUAAUGACAGUGAUUCGGAAGACGAUUCGAGCGACGAAUCGUACGACGACGAGUCCGGGGACUCCAGUGACGAAGACAUUCGGCCUCCGCCGCCUGUGUCAAAAGGCAAAGCAUCCUCGACCGCUAACGGCAAGGGUGGCGCAGCGAUGAAGAAGAAGGAGAGCAGUGGUAGUAGCUCCCGAAUUCGAGUAGACUCGGAUAUGGAUCGCCGCAUUGAGGAGAAGAUGGAGAAGGUCAUCCGACGGCUCAAGAAGCAAGAGGAGAAUCGCAUCGCGCAAGCGAUCGAGGCGCAGAUGGCACAAGCAAAUGCAAACUGGACAGACGCCGACAUGAACCGCAUUGCCAUGGAGGUGAAGAACCGACUGCAAAAAGAAAUGGGUCACAUGUUCAUGGCCGGGUCGAGCAGUCGAUCGCGAAAAAACAGCAUCACGAGGGAAAGUUUGUUGCAGUCACGUCAAAUCACGUCGAUCGCCGAAGAGACGCAGCAGCCGAGCAACGGGAGCAGCAGGGGCGGGGACCUUCCCCAAGGAAGUCUUUCCCGCAGCAAUUCGUCUCGACAAACUCUCGGUCAGGAAAUCUCACGGCCAGCUCCGUCGUCGCGAUCCAAUUUGUCGAGAGAUACUGCUCCUGCACCACAGCAGCAGCUGCAACCCGAGGUAUCGGCGCCGACCAGCAUGCCUCUCACGAACUCGCGGGACAACUUGACGUCGUCGACCCGCAACAUCGUUGUGGACGCUGCACCAGUGCUGGAAAACGGAGCGUCGUCGCGAAUUUUCCAUGCCGACGCGGCGGCAGUGGGCCCUCCCCCAGCGUGGAACAACAAGUGCGCCGCCUUCCUAUCGUUGAAAAUUGUCGUGUGGAAGCUCGAGUUCUUACCUCAGCUCAAAUUUGGCCGCAACGACGUGGACGGAAGUUGGAACAAGGUGAUCGAAGUCGAUGCGGACGAGUCGUUCUCCCACGUCGAAGUCGGGGACCUCCUCAUGUCUCUCAAUGGACAGCACGUUGCGGGCCUCGCCACCGACGACGGCAUGAUUCAAGAGAUGCUGCAGAUGACCCACGGCAGCCACUUAAUUCUCAAGUUCAGCACGACAAAGCCCUUGAACAACCCCGUCAAAGAAUACUCGGUGCGGUGGGGCAACGGGCCGCUCGGUCUCACAUUAAAGGACGAUGGAUCGCCUGAGGCCCUACCAAUUGUGCAUCGCCUCACACGCAAGCCGGGGUCGGUCGCACUCAAGGAGAACAUUGCAAUCGGGGACGUACUGUGCGCCAUCAACAACAUCGACACGGUCCAACUGGGGUGUGCACUCACCAUGUCGGUUCUGAAAAAGGUGCAGCUCCCGGCUACGCUUACAUUUCGUGGAGUUGGUGGGAAUCACGGCAGCAGCUCGGGCGGUCCCGACGCCGUUCCUGCACCCGGCGGGGUCCAAGUGUCGCGCGAAGUCGUUCGAGUGCCCAGUUCCAAAAACGUCGGAGUCCCUUCCGUUCCACCUGUACUUUCGCCAACUCCCGGAGCCGUGUACACAGUCAACUGGACGGUCGGUCCACUCGGUCUCACGAUCAUUCCGGGUCUUGCCGCCGGCGAGCUCCCCGUGAUCAAGCGUGUGACGGGCAAGGGCGAGUCCCCCGGCAUUGAAAACGCCCAGGUCGGCGACUUUUUGCUCGCUGUCAACAGCCAGAGUGUGGCGUCCCUUGGGUUCGAAACCAUCGUCGAAAUGAUGAAGUCGUUGCCAAAACCAAUCUUCCUCGAGUUCCGAUCGGCCCAAAAGUCCAACCACGUGCACUCCAGCCGUGGUGACAAGCCGGAACGGUCGCGAGCGGACCGACCCAUGCGAAAUCUGCCCUCGCCGGCUCCUGAAGUCCCCGUUGUCGCGCCCCCCCCUCCUCCUGCACCGACUGACUGUGUCCGAUCGAAUCAAUCGGCGGUGACGUCCAGCGUCCGCAGCUCCCCUCCUCCUUCGUCCAAGUGGCUCCAGCAAACGAACGGAGAGGAAGUGGACAUUGACGUGCCACCAGCGCCUGCCUCAACGUACUCGGUCGUGUGGGGUGCCGAUGGCCCCCUGGGGCUAACCAUCGAUGCGAUCCCGCACGCCACAGGGGCCUUUAUUAAACGAUCCAACCACACGGGGGCUGCGGCACAUCUCCCAGAGGAUUGUGUCGGUGACGAAAUGACCCAUAUCAACGACAUUGACGUCACCCAAAUGGACUACAGCCGCAUCGUGACGUACUUGCGCAAGGUGCCGCGACCUGUGACCCUUCGCUUCAAGAAAGACUCGAUCGUUGGAAGGGAUUCGGUCUCGAACGCUCCUGGUAUCCAGACACAGACCACCCGGUUGUCUGCGUCGACUGGUGCCCCUGUCAUGCGUUCGGCUAGCGCCAACUCAAUCCAAACGCCAGGCAACCAAUAUGACUUGUCGUGGACGGACGGGUCCCUUGGCUUGUCGUUGCACGCCGCCGACGACAAGUCCGAGUACCCGUACAUUACGCGCGUCACGGGGGUCGGGUGCGCGGCGCAUCUCCCGAGCACUGUCGUGGGCGACCAGUUGCGAUAUAUCAACAGCUCGUCGUGUCAUUCGAGUGGCAUGACUUUCAACGACGUGAUGGAAAUGCUCAAGACGCUGCCGAAACCCAUCCACUUGCGCUUCCAAAAGACCGACGAGAAACCGCUGGCCCCUCGCAGUCACUCUGGCAACGGCACGUACCCCCCUGUCAACCACUCCACAACGUUGUCGAGCAAUCAUAGCACGUUGCUGAGCAACGGAACAACGCUCCAUCCUGCCAACGGAUCGUUCAACUCGGGUGGUGACGACGACAGCACGGCGCACAACAUGCUCACGCCGUUCGCCGGAGCGCCAAAGCUGUCCACAGGUCGACGUCAGAAAAUUGUCAAGCAGUUGAAAAAGUAAUUGUAGAGUUAUCGGGAAACGACCCAAACGAUCCCUAGGGGUGUUUGAAUUCCUAUCGUCGUAGUGUCGACGGCGAGCGAAGCGGCACAUGCUGCCCACACCACCGAGCCGCUCGUUCCAUCAACUGUCGUGAUAUCUCGUACAACGUUCGAGCAGC
This is a messenger RNA of Aphanomyces invadans, 3350 nucleotides long. RefSeq lists its product as hypothetical. The transcript is spliced from 3 exons. Bases 71 to 3193 code for a protein of 1040 amino acids. The record is from RefSeq and is a predicted model, not a curated record. NCBI's taxonomy places the organism in Eukaryota, Oomycota, Saprolegniomycetes, Saprolegniales, Verrucalvaceae. Gene Ontology annotation, molecular function: protein binding.